This is a messenger RNA of Dermacentor andersoni, 2115 nucleotides long. RefSeq names its product muscle LIM protein Mlp84B-like. The record is from RefSeq and is a predicted model, not a curated record. Lineage: Eukaryota; Metazoa; Arthropoda; Arachnida; Ixodida; Ixodidae. Gene Ontology annotation, biological process: actin cytoskeleton organization. Gene Ontology annotation, cellular component: cytoplasm.
AGAGCAAAAGUCGAAUAAUGACGCCUGGGAAAUGACGAUACGUCGUAGAAGACGCGAGCGCUUCACGUACACUUCGUUUGCAGGCCGCCUUCACCACAGUUACCGGGAAUACUACGUCGGAAAAAGGCGCAGGAGCACACUCGGUUCGAAUCAACCGGAAGUAGGCAACGCUCGCGUCGCCAUGCGUUGUGCGAAGACGGCGGGACAAAGCCAUGGCUGCACGGAAUAUGAGUUGACGGGGAACGCCGCGGCCUUAAAGGACGGGUAAUGUGCAAAGCCCUAUUCGCUGACAUCAAGUUCAGGAUGCCAGAAAGAGAGAGAGAGAAAAAGAAAAACAUGGAGAGAAAAUAAAGCCGGUCGACGUUCCUGCACAGCCAGAAUGAGCAGUGGCGGGGAGCAGAACGUGGCCUUGGGCGACGCGCAUUAUUUACAAACAGCCUGCCCCAGAGCAGUCGCUAACGGAUCGUCCCUCCGGCGGCGGCCAAGGUGGCAUCCGGCCAGCCUGGGGCUCGAGAUCAACUGCCCGCGACAGUGUUGCGGCGAUACUCGCACUACUUGCGCCAUCUUAACCGCUGGACCAAGCCGGUCGGUGCCUGCGACCGCGCGGGCGGCCGGUCAGGGCCCGAAGCCUCCGUGCGCGGCCUGCGGCCGUCCAGCGAGCCGACCGCUGGGCCAGGACCUUUACUGUGCCGCAUGCUACAACGAGGUACUGGUGCUGUCGCCGGGCCUGGCGCCCUCAAGGUGCUCCCCGGCGCCCAGCACGUGCUCGUCGGGUUCGUGGAGCCUAGUUACGGCGUGCACGCCCACCCAAGCUGGCCCCAGCCCGCGCAGCUCCGGCCUCGGCUACGGCGGCGGAGAGGUCUGCGCACGUUGCCGCGACGUCGUCUACUUCGCCGAGAGGCAGGUCGGCACCGCCGGGCGCGUGUACCACGUGCGCUGCUUCCGAUGCCGUGCGUGCGAGCAGCGGCUGGCCUCGGGCUCCUACCGAUCGGAUGGCGGAGAGCUCUACUGCGAGCCCUGCCACCGACGGCACCUGGGACCCAGGGGCUACGGCUACGGGCUCGGCUCAGCGCUGCGAUGCUUUCCGGGACGCCUCUGAAGACGCCGUGAAGGGAAGCAGCAACCUCAAGGCCCUGUCGUCCAGAUCACACCGACACCCAGAGCUUGAAAAACUGAAACAACAAAAAGAAAGGCGGGGUUUGUGUGAGGUUACAUAAAUGGUACACAAAAUUUUUUUUUUGCUCCCCUAAGAAUGUGUAGUGUGUGUAAAUUUGUGUGCUGUUUUAGAGACCCCAAGGGCAUUUGAUUUUUAGCAGCUACAUCCUUUAGCCACACAGUUUAAUAUUAUAUCUACCUGCAGUGCCCCGCAUGGUCCAAUUCAAUGUUAACGUGCUGGAAUACAUACAGCAUGUUAACUCAACACUGGCAACAACACCUGUAGGCUGCUUGUGCUCAGUGCCUGGAAAUGCAGCCCAUGCCACAGAGCUGACAUAUGGGCAGAUUUACAAACUUCUACUGCGUCAGUGCACUUCCUUAUUGGUUGAUGCUGGCAGUUACCCGGGUGUCCACCACUCCUAACAACAAUAAUAAUCAGACUAUCAAUGUGGCAGUGGUCCCGAGUUGUGGACUGCACUUACACAAGAGAAGUCUUGUGAACACACGCCCUGAUUUUAAGUCAGCACUUUGUCUUUUGCAUUUGUGCUGCUAUUUGCACAUAAUUUGCCGAAGCUAUUAAAUUUUGUAAAAUUAUUGUAAUGCUUUAUGAGCCUCAAAACAUGCAUUAAAAAAGGCUGCUAGCUUUUCCGCUACUUCAUUUCUCAUAAAGAGGUGCCCAGACAGAGGUAAGGUGUUAAGUGGAUGACAAGGCAAUGGUGGAAUGUGGUGUUGCAUCCUGAUGUGCCAGAGCUGUUACCAGCUUAUCAGUAGGCUAGCUAAAGGAAAACACAAAUGAGCUGGCUGGCAUUUACAAUCAACUAAAUUGAAGCCUCAUACUUUUGAAUGGACAAAUAUCAGACGGAACCACACAAUUGAAGGUUGAUGUCUUGAACUACAAGCCCAUUGCCAGAAGUUUAGAUAUUGAGCUAAUCUUGAAAUGACAAGAGAACAACUGAGACA